Molecule: messenger RNA, 4699 nt
Organism: Volvox carteri f. nagariensis
Lineage: Eukaryota; Viridiplantae; Chlorophyta; Chlorophyceae; Chlamydomonadales; Volvocaceae
Exons: 22
Coding region: 227-4699 (1490 amino acids)
Biological process (GO): protein phosphorylation
Molecular function (GO): protein kinase activity; ATP binding
Source: RefSeq, a predicted model, not a curated record
CAUUUACCGCUUGAUUAAGCACACUUGCGCAUCCAUUCCUACGGCUCUUCGCGAAGGGCUGCAUAACAAAGAGGGAGCGGAGUAGGAAGCCAGUCCUGUAUUAUGUGUAUGCAUAACACCUAAUAAUUACUGAACUCUACAAUAUUUAUCCGAUGAAUCAGCGUUGGGCGUUGUCAAUGUUACAUCCUCGAAGGCGAGCCCUGUAGAUAGCGACAUCGUCGCAGCCAUGGCGGAUCAGCCAUUGUUUGGUGUAUUCCAGGAAGAAAAGGGACUUGCGGUCAGCGGGGAGCCUUAUGACAAGCCUGUCGAUGUCCACACUCGACACAAUGGCAAGCAGUUCGAGGUUCCUGACUGCACCGCGAUUUCCGGGAAGGGACCUGACACCUGGUUCGACAAGAGCCUCAAGCUAGCCACCCCGGCUGACCAGUACUCGGAGCCCUUGGACCUACCCACCAUCGUUGCGGCCAGGGCGAAACCAAGUACGGCCAUACCCCAAUCGGGAGGUCGGCCUCUCCACGAUAAGCCCUUCCGCCCCAGCAACCCUUCGCAGCGCCCGGGAAAGGCAUCGGGGUCCCUGUACGGCACCUUCGGGCCCAUCAGCUUAUUCUUUGCCGUACCAGAGGGCAGUGGGGACCACAGCGACACGCGACGCCCCAUCACGGCCCCUGUGGACACGGAUGCGCUAGGGAACAUCUACACCAAGCCCCCCAGGAAGGGCGGUCCCGGGUACCCUGAUCAGUACCGCCUGCUGUCCGGCGGGUCGUACACGUACGUACCGGAUGAGUACCAGCGGGGUCGUACACUGGAAAAGGCCCUCAAACACGAAGCACGUGCCCGCAUCCCCAAGCCAUUUUGGGGCCGCACGCGCGCCAACGGCGUCUUCACGUCCGAUAGCGAGCUAUACGCCGUGCCCCCGGCCAAGUCCCCUACCCGCAGCCGCUCUGCAUCUGACGGUCGACCUGCCUGGCGGCCCAACAACCCGGCGCCCAAGGGAAAAUACUGCGGACUGCUCUCUUCGCCCACAUACAUCCCGUCUCCAGCGCCGCCGGAGAAGGGAAUUGACGUGCAACGGAAGAUAACGCUGCUUCAAGGCCAUUGGUGGACGCGCAUUGAGGAUGCCGUAGAUUUGCUUGCAAAAACAUACUCCGCUGCAUGCGCCAGCAUUUGGAUUUUGGACGAGGCAGCUGACUCGUUCGUUGCGCUGCUCAGCAAGGGCCCUAUGCGCCAGGCUGUCCAGCCCGGCUGCGCCGUACACCUCCGCUCGGAGUACGACCCUAACAGCCCAUCUAGCCUGACGUCGCUUUGGGAAACCAAGGCCGUACAGUCGUACAGCGUCGGUCCGCACCACAGCAGCAAUUCCUCGGCGGGGUCGCUGCACUGCCGCCGCAGCGGCGCCGGCGGCGGCGCCGCCUUCCCCGCCGACUGGAAGCUGCUGUAUAACGCCCACCACUUCACGGACUUCUUGGCGGUGCCCAUCGUGGCGGCACCCCUCGACGGAGCGGACCGGCCUUGUCCCACAUCAGAAUCCGCCACCUCAGCGGCUGGCAUGCUGGUAGCCGCGCUAGGCGGCGGCGCAACCUCCGGUGCAUCCAACGCUGUCGUCACUACUGCCGCCGCCGCAGCGAUGGCGGUGGCCAACGCAAGCGAAGGCGCCGCGGCCGGCGCGAGCAGCGGCGGCCGCCAGCAAAUCGUUGGCGCGCUGACGCUGUACCUUAGCCGGCCAGACAGGGUUUCGGAGCAGCCUCCGAGCAUCUUUCAUACACCCUUGGAGCAGGAUCUCGUGGUCCUAGCGCUGGCGGGGGUGCUUUUCAGCUGCGGCCCCGAGCCCGUACGGCACGUCUGUGAGCUGGUGCAAGCCGUACAGUCGGCAACGGGCAGUGGCGAGCUGGCGGUGGCGGUGGCGGCGGGGUUGACGGCACGACUACAGCAUGUGUUUGCGGUGGCACCGGCCGCAUUGCUAGCGUUGGUGCCGCCGAAGCAGGUCAGCGCUGUCGUAUUUCGGGACCUGACGACGGCGGCGGAGGCCUUCGCCGCCGGGCCUGGAGCCAUUGAUUCGUUAGCGGGUGGAUCGAGCUCCCAGACGUUGCCGCUGCUGCACCCGGCCCUUGCGUCCGUUGCCGGCGGCGGUGGCGGCGGUGGCGGCGGAAGCGGCGGCGCGAACGGCACGGCAGCGACGGCGCUGUACAGCGGCAGUCACUCGCAUGGCGGCGGCGGCAUCAGGGUCCAGUACCGUACCGCUGGCAUCCAUUUGGGCGUUACCGACGCCGGCGCUCCCGCGGGUUCCAUCGAGCGCUCUCCCAGCCUGCUGGGCACCGGUCUGCGCGGUGACGGGGCCGCCACGACCAACGGCGGCGGCGGCGCCGCUGCUGCUGCUGCUGCUGUCGCCGGCCUUUACGGCGGCGGUUUCGCAGUUCCGGACGUCAGUGCUGGUGCUGUUGGGGGCGGCGGUGGCAGCCUCGGUGCAGCACGUCUCUGCACGCCGAACAGCCGCAGUGCGGGCGUGCUGGGGGCCCAGAACCCUUCCGGGCUGCUGACGUGUCGCUUGGACCGCAUGCCCUCGCGGUAUAAGGCCCUCGUUUUCCCGCUUUCACACACACUGUUGCAAGUGCUGCUUCAGCAAGGCCAAGAGAAGAAGCUGAUGCAAGGCCGCGGAGGGCUGCUCGGCAGCGGCGCGGUCGGAGCCGCCACCGCUGCCGCCGGCGCCCGGCAAAACUCCGCCCUGCGCGACCUCUGCAUGAGCGCCGCCGCCGCCGCCGCCGCGCCCCUCAGCGGCGUAACCCGCGGCGGCUGGAUCAUUAGCGACUGCAACGACCACCUACAUGCCGUACACAGCCCGUCACGUGACAUAUACGUCAUGGCGCGCGUCAACGCGCGCCGGCCGCAUUCGCUCGUACUGGUGACGGCGGAUCUGGUCCCGUCGUCGGCCGCCAUUGGGGGGGACGGCGGCGGCGGAGCCGACGGCAGCAGCAGCAGCGCGACCUACAUUGCGUUAUACCUGGCCUUCCCCGACCGGCUCCCUCGCGCCCUGUUGGAGCUGGUGAUGGCGGAUGUGCAAUUGCUCAUGCGCCGGCUGCUGGCGCCGCUUAUUCGUCACCGCUUCGAAACCAAUUUGUCGGAGGAGUGGAGCGCACUGGCGGGUGCCGCCAACAACCUGCCCUGCCCGGGGGGCCCUGUGUUGCGAAUCACCUCCUCCAUGUCCGCCUCCCAGGCACGUCAGGUGGCGGGGCCGGGGCUGCAGCCGUCGCCCUCCGGAACGAUAAUGACGACGACAGGAAUCCAGCUUGCAGAAAGUUUUGGGUUUGGCGGCGGCGGCGGCGGCACCGCCAGUGAGCUGCAUUUGGAGGGGUUGUCGGCGGGGGAAGCGCUGCAGCAGAUGUCCGUACUGGUUUCGUCGUACAUGGACACCUUGCAGUCACUCCAGGGGCAGCUCAUGGCAUCGGACAGCGGCUCCGCCGGCGCUGCCGACGGCAAGCAGUCUGCCUGGCCUGCCGUCAGCGACCGCCGUGUCCUCCAGCGCAGCGCCCUGGAGCUGGCCGUGACUGCCAGUCUGAGCCACCCCCACAUCAUCCAGGUCUACAGCCUGUACACCAACAUGGUGCUGGUGAAGCAGCGGCCCCCCAAGCCCGGGACCUCGGGGGUGCAGCUGCUGGAGCUGUCCGCCACCACCGCACUCAACCGCGGGGAGGAGGGAAUACCCUGCUCGGCACUGUGUAUGGAAUACUGCGAUAUGGGCACGUUGGCUCACGCCAUCGACCAGCACCGCUUCCUGACGGUGUCGCCGCUGGGUGCUCGGCGGCCCGCCCUCAAGGCCAUAUGCACCUCCCUGCUCGAGGUGGCACUGGCGCUGAGGCACCUGCACGCAAGGAACCUGGCGCACUGCGACCUCAAGCCGGCGAAUGUGCUGCUGAAGAGCUCCCGGAGGGAUAGCCGCGGCUUCACAUGCAAGCUGGCGGACUUCGGGUACGUUUCCGUACUCAAAGCUGCGACACCGGGCGGCCGGCCGAUCAUCCUGCCGGAAGAGGCGUGCGGUACGGUGACGCACAUGGCGCCGGAGACAUUCAUCAAGGGCCAGCCACUGGACUUCUCCGUAGAUACCUUUUCCUUCGGCAUCCUAAUGUGGGAGCUGUACACGUGCGCCCGGCCGUACUCGGACGUGCCUGAGGACCAGAUAGCGCAGCGUGUGACACUGAAGGGUCUGCGGCCCACCUUCCCGCCGGACACCCCCCGGUCGUUUGGCGCUCUGGCUCGGCAAUGCUGGAGUCAGGAUCCCAACGAACGACCAACCGCCUCGGAAAUCGUAUCAGCCCUGGAGAACCUGCUGCAGAUCAUGAACACGCAGCUUCCGGCGAUACCGCCACUGAAGCCCAAGCCGCCGGCGGCGCCGGCGCCGGCGGCGGCAGCAGCGCCGGCAACUGCGGCUACAGCGGGACCUGCAUCGGACCGCGGGCCGGCGGCCCCGACGGCCACGACGACGGCGGCGGCGGCGCUGGGGGUGGUGGUUGAGAAGCCCAUGCCGGCGAUGCCUCGAGCCCGGGGAUCGCUCAACGGGGGUUCAGUGCAGGCAGGGGGGCUGCCGGUGACACUGUCCCCCCUGGGGAGAGCUCCGGUCACGUCGCCGCCGGCCGGGGGCCCGCUAGGGGCGGGUGGGGGGGCUCCGGUGUCCGCUGGCAGUCCGCCGGCGGUGGCAGAGGCUUGUUGA